CGCGCCAUUUUUCUUGUAUCAAUCAUCUCCUGCAUUUUUGCGCAGAAAUUUGUUAAUUUCCUAAAUUUUUCGAAAUGUUUAAACAAUUUUAAAGAAUGCACAAUAGAAAAAAGAAUUAUCUGAGUGGUUAAGUGCUUGCGCGAGGGUGUGCAUUUUGAUAUAGUGCUUGUGUUGGCAUUUGUAUGUGUGCGUGUGCGUGUGCAAGUUAUAAGAAAAAAAGGCCAAAUCCAAGACACUACUACACUGACACACAUACAGAGCUUAAACUAUGUACGAAUGUAAAAAACGAAGAGACAACAAUGACUGAUGUAAAUUGUCUUACAAGUGAGCAAACAACAACAACAACAACACCCACUACUACUACAAACGCUGAAGAGGCAGCCAAUUUUACCACACCCACCAAAAAUGUACUGGAACAGCCGCCCACAUCACCUUUCAUAUUGAGAGCACCGCCCAGCGCCAAGUCCAAAUUAAUUUUGCAAAACAUGGAGGAAGUUUUGAAUACAGUGAAGCAAAAGCAUCGUGAGAAACACAAGCGAAAGCGCGAAGAGAAACGACGCGCAGCAAUGCUAGCCGAUCAAACAACAACAACAAUUGAAGCCACAACUACAACAACAACAACGCCGAAUGGCCGCCACGUGCUGCGAGAGAAAACGGCGCGGGAGAACGGUUUGGGUCAAGCGAAACGCAAAUCGAGUGCGAGCCCGCUCAAGAGCAGCACGCCACAAUCAACGAUCAUGAAGCACUUUGCCAAGGCUGAUCCAGCUGGCAAAGCCCCAGCCAAAGCCACAAAUGUAUUCGAGCUAAUGAUGAAUGCGCGCAAUCGCUCCAUGGGCGGCAAUGCCAAUGGCCAGGAGUUGGCAGAACCUGUGGAGCCAACAGUCACACCUCAAACCAAACGCAAGCAACUGCUGCAGGAGUGGAAUGAACGUAAGGGCGGGGCCAAGCGUCGCCUGGCAGACGAGGCACGUGGCGAGUACAUUGAGCAGAAAAUGGAGCAGCGCGCCAAGCGCUUAAAGAAAAUGUUGACCCAGCCAGCCGAGCGGAGCGAAGGCAAAUCGUCCAACAGAAGUCAGGAGCUGCCGAAGGGUCGAAAGCAAACGGGCAGCAGGCAAGAGGCAAAGGAGGCCAUCAGUAGCCAGGAGGUGCUGAGCGUGGGCAAGCAAACGCCUAGCAGCCAGCAGGCGCAAACAGCUUCAGCUCCAACCAAAAGACUGCGCGGACGUCCACGCACGCGACGGCUCAGCGCAGAUGUGGAGACGGCUUUGCCCAUUAGCCCUGAUCCCGAAACACUACAGUUUCUAUCGAAGCUGUCGUCGCCCACCAAAAAGCGCGAUAGCCUGCUGGGCUACUUUAGCAAAGUGGAAUCGCCACAGAAUGCGGUAGAAAAAGAAAAGGCAGAAGUUCUGCUGAUAGAGGAGACAAUAGAGACGCCCAGGCGCCGGCCACGCGCCAGCAAAACUAGCUCUAUUAACGCAGUCAAUGUUGAAGAGAGCUCAGCGACAACGACCCCUUCCGGUCGGCCGAGGCGCUCGUGUGCAGCCAAGGCGCGCUAUGACUACGACCUGGAGGCGAGUCCCACGAAAGCCAAGCAACCGCCAGCAGUGGAAGAACAGGAUUCAGUGGAAAUCAUAGAUCUGGACAGCAGCAAUCCAGCUGUAACGCCUAAAAAAUUGGCGCCGCUCUUCAUGCGACAGCUGCCCAAGCCAAGUCCAGAUCCCACAGCAUUGCGGGCUCGUCAAGAGUUCUUGCAUUCCGGCGUACCAGAGAAACUGAGGCAGGAGCAGCAGCGUCAGCGUUCCUACGAGCAGUACUACGAAGAUAGCUACGAGCUGUUCCCAAGCAUAGCCCAUGUGGGCAGCGAGAGGCUGGACAAGGGGACAAGCAAGCAGCUGCCUUGGCGUGCGGAAGAACAGCUCCAAAAGCCAGCGACAGUGCGCAAAACCUGCCCUGGUAGCAUAACCAGCUGCACUGCCUCCGACUUUGUGGCUAACAAAAAGAGAGUCAGCUGCAAUUGGACGCCCUUGCCGCAGCUGGAUAAUAAGCGGGCCAUGGUCAAGAACUGGAAGAGCAUCUUCGAACGCUUCCCCACCUUCAAGUGCUACAAUCAGAUGCGUGAGAAGUAUAGACACUUCAGUGCUAUAGACGCGGCGCAGGAUACGCAGCCAAUGGGUGAAUCGUUUGUGGUUACCCGACGCACGCGGCGCUCCAUCGAACAGCAGAAGGAGUCGGACAAGGAAGAGGACUUCCAGCCGCCAGCCCUGGCGCCCAAUGGCGAGCUGCUCUUCACUGAGAAGUACAAGCCGCUGCUGUUCGAGCAGGUCCUUGUAAACCUGACGCCUGUGCAGGAGCUGCGUGAUUUCCUGGCCAAUUGGAAUGGCGCCAGUGCCAGCAAUCGGAACUCACAGCCGUUCGAAGAUAGCUCCAACGACCACGAUUCCAGCUCGAUGAGCGCCAGCUGCAAUACGAUGGUCUUGCUCGGGCCCUGUUCCAGUGGCAAAACGAACGCGGUUUUCGCUUUGGCCAACGAUAUGAACUUCAACGUGCUGGAAAUAAAUGCGGGCAUGCGGCGGACGGGCAAGAAGCUCAUACAGGAGCUGCAGGAGGCAACGCAAUCGCAUCAGAUACGCAAGGAGGCCAAAGCUGGCGCCGCGCCCACCCAGCAGCUGCUCCAAAAGCUGCAGCUGAAUGGCCUGAAAGCCAGGCGCAAUCAGGGCGACGAGGAUGUGCGCAAGUCUCUGAUACUCAUCGAGGAUGCGGACAUUGUUUUUGACAACAUCGAUGCUGGCUUCACGGAUGCCAUUUACACACUCGCUGCCAGCUCGAAGCGUCCGGUCAUCAUCGUUGCCACCGAUCCGAAUUGCGCGCAUUUGCAGCGCCUGAUGCAGCAGAACAUGAUCAAGUUUCAGGCGCCAAAUGCUCUGAAUAUUUCACGCUUUCUCGCCGUGCUGGCGCUGAUGGAGAAUUGCCCGAUCGAGCUGGACGAGCUGAUAUCCCUAUAUUUAUUCAACAAUCAGAAUCUGCGCAAGACUCUGAUGGAGCUGCAGUUCUUUAUACAAAGCGGCGGCGAUGCCCGGCGAGAGCAAGCGGCAGCUGCGGGCGCUGCUGCUUCCAGCUCGCCCAGCAAAUCGCCACGUUUGUCCACGCUGCCCGGCGUCCAGAUACAUCAGCGCCUGUUCGAGUUUUAUACCUGCGCACAGAAUGUGGAGCACUUGAUACCCUUUCCCGUUGACUUUCGCUUGCUUCGCCUCAAUCUCAACGAACUGCUGCGGCAUUCCACGCAGCUGCAGUCGCCCUCGACACCCGUGUCCCGGCGUGUGGGCAAGCGCAAGUCGUGCUCGCCGAAGAAGGCGUGGCUCAACAAGAGUGAGGCCCAGGAGCCACUGCAGACGUUGGCUACGUUCUAUGAGCAGCUGUCAACGGCUACGCUGCUGGAUGCGACGCUCGAGGAGCGGAAUGACCGACUACAGCCGCACCUCUCCGAGCAACUGGCGCACGAGCUAGUGGAACGAGCUGUUGGCACCUCUCUGGCAGCCAAAAACUAUGCCUACAACUUGUUCGAUAAGCCAGAGCAGCGCUUCAACCUUUCGGAUCAGCUGGGCAGCUUCCAACUACGCUCCAGCUGCGCCCGCUCCCUGGACUAUGAGCCCGCAAUGCGUGCGAUUUGUCGCAGCGAAAAGCAACGCGCCAGCUUGGAGCGACGCUCGAGUCGCUUCUAUCAUUAUUUACGCAAUCACACCAAUCACAAUCUGUCCAGCUUCUCGCUGGAGCUGUACGAUGCUGCCUGCCAGGUGCUGCAGGAGCAGCCACCUUUAGUCGAAUAAUUAGUGCAAGGAACGGAUAG
Molecule: messenger RNA, 3844 nt
Organism: Drosophila hydei
Lineage: Eukaryota; Metazoa; Arthropoda; Insecta; Diptera; Drosophilidae
Gene: elg1
Product: ATPase family AAA domain-containing protein 5
Exons: 4
Coding region: 183-3824 (1213 amino acids)
Cellular component (GO): nucleus
Molecular function (GO): DNA binding; DNA clamp unloader activity
Source: RefSeq, a predicted model, not a curated record